AUGCCCCUUAAUCCCGAGACCUGGCCCGCGACCAAGGUCCGAAAGACCUUUCUGGACUACUUUGGCGAGAAGCGAGCGCAUUCGUUUGUGCCGUCUUCGUCCGUCAUUCCCUACGAUGAUCCCACCCUGUUGUUUGCCAACGCCGGUAUGAACCAGUACAAGCCCAUUUUCCUGGGCACGUGCGACCCGUCGUCGCCUCUGUCAAAAUUGAACCGAGCCGCCAACUCGCAAAAGUGCAUUCGAGCCGGAGGAAAGCACAACGAUCUGGAUGAUGUGGGACGAGACUCGUACCACCACACCUUCUUCGAGAUGCUGGGCAACUGGUCGUUUGGCGACUACUUCAAGGCCGAGGCGUGCGCUUGGGCCUGGGAGCUGCUGACCCAGGUCUACGGCCUGGACGCCGACAGACUCUACGUGUCCUACUUUGGCGGCGACGACAAGCUCGGUCUGCAGCCCGAUCUUGAGGCCAAACAGAUCUGGAUGGAUCUGGGAGUCGCCGAGGACCACAUUCUGCCCGGAGACUCUGCUGAUAACUUUUGGGAGAUGGGAGAUCAGGGCCCCUGUGGCCCCUGCUCCGAGAUCCACUACGAUCGAAUCGGAGGUGGACGAAACGCCCGAGAUCUCGUCAACAUGGACGACCCCAACGUUUUGGAGAUCUGGAACAUUGUGUUCAUCCAGUACAACCGAGAGGCCGACAAGUCGCUCAAGCCUCUGCCUGCCAAGCACAUCGACACCGGAAUGGGCUUCGAGCGACUCGUGUCUGUACUGCAGGACAAGAGCUCCAACUACGACACCGACGUGUUCACCCCCAUCUUCGCCAAGAUCCAGGAGCUGACCGGAGCCCGAGACUACGCUGGCAAGUUUGGCGCCGAGGACGCUGACGGUAUUGAUACUGCCUACCGAGUUGUUGCCGACCACGUUCGAACCCUGACUUUUGCUCUGGCCGACGGAGGAGUGCCCAACAACGACGGACGAGGUUACGUUCUGCGACGAAUUCUGCGACGAGGUGCGCGAUUCGUCCGAAAGAAGUUUGACGUGCCCAUUGGUUCCUUCUUCUCCCAGCUGGCUCCCACUCUGAUCGAGCAGGUCAACGAGAUCUUCCCCGAGCUGAGCAAGCGAACGGAGGACAUUUUCGAGAUUCUCAACGACGAGGAGCAGUCCUUCUCUCGAACCCUCGACCGAGGAGAGAAGCUGUUUGAGCAAUACGCUGCCGACGCCAAGGCCAACAGCAAGACUGUUCUCGCCGGUAAGGACGUCUGGAGACUUUACGACACCUACGGCUUCCCCGUAGACCUCACCCGAAUCAUGGCCGAGGAGGCUGGACUCGACAUUGACGAGGCUGCCUUCGACAAGGCCAAGCAGGAGUCCCUGGAGGCCUCCAAGGGCGGCAAGAAGACCGCUGGAGGCGUUCAGCUUGUCAAGCUUGACGUUCACGCUCUUGCCGAGCUGGAGAAGAACGACGCUGUCCCCAAGACCGACGACCAGGCAAAGUUCACGGAGUCCAACCUCUCGGACGCCAAGGUUGUCGCCAUCUACAACGGCACCGGCUUUGUGGACUCUGUCGACGAGUCUGCCGGCCAGGUCGGUCUGCUGCUCGACAAGACAUGCAUGUACGCCGAGUCUGGAGGCCAGGAGUACGACACUGGUAAGAUUGUCAUUGACGGCCAGACCGAGUUUGACGUCAACAACGUCCAGGUGUACGCUGGCUACGUUCUGCACACUGGAAACUUCAACUAUGGUUCUCUCAAGAUUGGCGACGUUGUCAACGUUGGCUUUGAUACUGCCCGACGAACUCCCCUCAAGAACAACCACACUGGUACCCACGUUCUGAACUACGCUCUCAAGGAGACUCUUGGAGACACAAUUGACCAGAAGGGAUCUCUUGUUGCUUCCGAGAAGCUGCGAUUCGACUUCUCGCACAAGGCUGGUCUCACCCCCGCCGAGGUGGCCAAGGUUGAGGAUAUUUCCAACGCCUACAUCACCAAGAACCUCGCCGUGUACGCCAAGUCCGUCGAUCUCACUACAGCCAAGAAGAUCAACGGUGUGCGAGCCGUCUUCGGCGAGACCUACCCCGAUCCCGUCCGAGUGGUGUCUGUCGGUGUCCCCGUUGAGGACCUGAUUGCCAAUCCCGACGACGCCAAGUGGGCCGAGUACUCGGUCGAGUUCUGCGGAGGAACCCACGUUGGUAAAACCGGCGAGAUCAAGCACCUCGUCAUCAUUGAGGAGUCUGGUAUCGCCAAGGGUAUCCGACGAAUUGUCGCUGUGACCGGCAAGGAGGCUGCUGAUGUGCAGAAGCUUGCUGCCGAGUUUGACGAGCGACUCGACAAGCUGGCUGCCCAGCCUCUUGGUGCUGACAAGGAGCAGGCCGCCAAGGCCAUUGGUGUCGAGCUCAAGAAGCUGUCUGUGUCCACCACCUCCAAGCUGGCUCUGCAGGAAAAGUUCAACAAGAUCCAGAAGACCAUCACCGACGGAAUCAAGGCCAAGCUCAAGGCUGAGUCCAAGGCCUCCACUGAUCUGGUUUCCUCGUACUUUGAGAAGAACCCCGAGGCCACCUACCUGGUUGCCCAUGUUCCCGACAUUUCCGCCAACUCCAAGGCUCUGUCUGAGACCAUCAACCACGUCAAGUCCAAGCUGCCUGGCAAGUCUGUCUACCUGUUUGCUGGCUCCCCCGCCGAGGGCAAGGUUGCCCACGCUUGUUUCAUCGAUGAGUCUGUGUCCAACAAGGGUCUGACUGCCCAGCAGAUGGGCGCCAUUGCCGCCGGUCUUGUAGGUGGCCGAUCUGGAGGAAAGGGUCCUACCAUCCAGGGCUCCGGAGACAAUGCCGACAAGAUUGCCGACGCCGUGUCCGAGCUGGAGAAGGAGAUUACCAAGUUGGGUUUGUAA
Molecule: messenger RNA, 2883 nt
Organism: Yarrowia lipolytica CLIB122
Lineage: Eukaryota; Fungi; Ascomycota; Dipodascomycetes; Dipodascales
Biological process (GO): alanyl-tRNA aminoacylation
Cellular component (GO): mitochondrion; cytoplasm
Molecular function (GO): alanine-tRNA ligase activity; nucleic acid binding; aminoacyl-tRNA deacylase activity
Source: RefSeq, a predicted model, not a curated record